Molecule: messenger RNA, 1171 nt
Organism: Lolium rigidum
Lineage: Eukaryota; Viridiplantae; Streptophyta; Magnoliopsida; Poales; Poaceae
Product: putative F-box/LRR-repeat protein 23
Exons: 2
Coding region: 30-932 (300 amino acids)
Molecular function (GO): protein binding
Source: RefSeq, a predicted model, not a curated record
AGCUUCCCAAAUCCCUAGGCCAGAUCGACAUGGCAACCACGCCGCCGGCGCCGCCGCCGGCGCCGGACUGGGCCGGGCUCCCUGACGAUGCUCUCCUUACAGUGUUCAAGCGGCUGGGCGCGUCCGAGGUGCUCAUGGGCACCGCCGUCGUGUGCCGCAACUGGCUCCGCGUCGCCACCGGCGAGCCCGACCUCUGGCGCCGCGUGGACCUCUCCGACUGCUUCGACCCCACCAUCGACAUGGUAGCCAUGGCGCGCGCUGCCGUCGACCGCGCCCACGGCUGCCUCGAGCAUUUCAGCGCCGAUUGUUUCGUCAACGACGCGCUGCUCCUCUACAUCGCCAAGAGAACUAAGGGCUUGAAAAGCCUUCGGCUAGUUAACUGCAUGAAGGUCUCAGACAAAGGCUUGGUUGCUGUGGGCAAGAGAUCCCCACAUCUUGAGGAACUAGAGCUUACUACCUGCUCCAUCAAAAUUUCAAUGAAGGCUGUUGGCCAAGCACUCCCGCAGUUGAAGCGCCUGCGGCUGAACAAGCGAUGGGUCAAUAUUCCAUGUGAAGAAUCUUUUGACAACCACCAAGCCUUGGACAUAGCCAGCAGCAUGCGUGAGCUACGUCACCUUCAACUCUUCGCCAACCGGCUACACAGCAAUGCACUUGCUGCCAUCCUCGACAACUGCCACCACCUUGAGUCCCUUGAUCUGCGUCAGUGCUUCAACGUCCACAUCGAUGCAGAACUGCGAGCGAAGUGUGCAAGGCUUAAAGACGUGAAGCUACCCAAGGACUCAGCCAGUGACUAUGAGCACGAGUCAUACAUCGAGACACUCUCACUGAAUACCCUCCCGCUUCUUUUCCCCAACUAUGGUGCCCAAGGAUCUAGUGACGAGGACGAUGAGGAAGAUGACUUGGACGCACAUCUUGGUCAUUUGGCUGAAUGACCGGUGAUUACAUGUGCAUGGGCUGGUCAUCCAUGACAGGCUUGUCGAGAAGUUCACAAUGAUUAUCAGCCGUCCUGUUUGUGGCAUCUCCAUUGUAUCUCUUCCAUCAUAAGACCUUUCUACGUUGGAGAAUUUUGCUCGUGUUGUCUUCUCCUUUGUAUGUAGCUUAUAUUUUGGAUUCCUAAAAGAGCACCUGAGCUUGCACCUAAACUAAAUGUGGUCGGCCUGAUCUUCUGUUU